GAAUUGUGUGAAUUAUGUUUGGGUUGGUAAGAUGUAGGGGGGUUGGUGAAGGAAAUGACACUCUGAAAGCCGCCACCAAACAUCCCACCACCAUCAUCUCUAUCACCAUUUCAAAAUCUUGAAUCUCUGCCCAAAAUACUCACUUCAACCCACCUAAAAUCUUUCAUCUUUUUGUCUGCAAACCGCAAAGAAACAAACACAAUGGCGAUUCACAUCAACAACAUAUCCAAUUUCACUUCCAACCUAACCAACACCCACAACCCAAACCCCUCUUCCAAAUCUUCCCCAUCAUCUUUCUUAUCAUUUGGGUCCAAUUUCAACAACCCUAUGAUGAAUCUUGCAUCUGUUUCUUGCAAGCAAAAUGAUCAAAAAAGAUCACUUGCUGUUGCAGCCUCUGUUGCUACUACCCAGAAGACCUCCACUGCACCUGAGGAGAUUGUGUUGAAACCCAUUAAAGAGAUUUCUGGAACUGUUAAUUUACCCGGAUCCAAGUCUCUUUCCAAUCGGAUCCUUCUUCUUGCUGCUCUUGCUGAGGGGACUACUGUUGUAGACAACUUAUUGAAUAGUGAUGAUGUUCAUUAUAUGCUUGGGGCAUUGAGAGCUCUAGGGUUGAAUGUUGAGGAAAAUGGUGAGAUUAAAAGAGCAACUGUAGAAGGGUGCGGUGGUGUGUUUCCGGUGGGUAAAGAAGCUAAGGAUGAAAUCCAGCUUUUUCUUGGAAACGCCGGAACUGCUAUGCGUCCCUUGACUGCUGCAGUUACCGCUGCUGGUGGAAACUCAAGCUACAUACUAGAUGGUGUUCCCCGGAUGAGAGAGAGGCCGAUUGGUGAUUUAGUUACGGGUCUUAAACAACUUGGUGCAGACGUCGAUUGCUUUCUUGGUACAAAUUGUCCACCCGUUCGUGUAGCUGCCAAUGGAGGCCUUCCCGGUGGAAAGGUCAAACUGUCGGGAUCAAUUAGUAGUCAAUACUUGACCGCUUUGCUUAUGGCGGCUCCCCUUGCACUGGGAGACGUAGAGAUAGAAAUUAUAGAUAAAUUAAUAUCGGUACCUUACGUAGAGAUGACACUGAAACUGAUGGAACGGUUCGGUGUUUCUGUAGAACAUAGUGAUAGUUGGGACAAGUUUUAUGUCCGAGGUGGUCAAAAGUACAAGUCACCUGGAAAUGCUUACGUAGAAGGUGAUGCUUCAAGCGCAAGUUACUUCUUAGCUGGUGCCGCCAUCACCGGCGGCACUGUUACGGUUGAAGGUUGUGGGACAAGCAGUUUACAGGGGGAUGUGAAGUUUGCUGAGGUCCUUGGACAAAUGGGUGCGGAAGUAACCUGGACAGAGAACUCGGUGACAGUGAGGGGCCCACCAAGGAACGCUUCCGGAAGGGGACACUUGCGUCCAGUAGACGUUAACAUGAACAAAAUGCCAGAUGUCGCCAUGACUCUUGCUGUCGUUGCCCUUUAUGCUGACGGUCCCACAGCCAUUAGAGACGUGGCUAGCUGGAGAGUAAAAGAAACCGAAAGGAUGAUUGCCAUUUGCACAGAACUAAGAAAGUUAGGAGCAACAGUCGAAGAAGGUCCAGAUUAUUGUGUGAUCACUCCGCCAGAGAAGUUGAACGUGACAGCCAUCGACACGUAUGAUGAUCACAGAAUGGCCAUGGCGUUCUCCCUUGCCGCAUGCGCAGACGUUCCAGUUACUAUCAAGGACCCCGGCUGCACCCGUAAGACCUUCCCAGACUACUUUGAAGUUCUUGAAAGAUUCACCAAACACUAAACUGUUUAAUGGUUGAAAUGUUAGAUUGACGACUUUACCCUUCACCCGUCGUCUUUCACUUAUAAUUGGUAUUUUUUAUGUUAAGGUUGUAGCUUUCUUUGAGAUGGACCUGAGUGUAAUCUUGAAUCUUUUGCAAAAAAUUAUGUUAGCAAUGUAUGAUUUUUGAUGCAUAUUGAAUGUGCUAUUAUAAUAAAAGUGUUUUUGACUUA
Messenger RNA from Helianthus annuus (common sunflower), 1967 nucleotides. Its product is annotated as 3-phosphoshikimate 1-carboxyvinyltransferase 2. The coding region runs from base 202 to 1758 and encodes 518 amino acids. NCBI's taxonomy places the organism in Eukaryota, Viridiplantae, Streptophyta, Magnoliopsida, Asterales, Asteraceae. Gene Ontology annotation, biological process: chorismate biosynthetic process; aromatic amino acid biosynthetic process. The record is from RefSeq and is a predicted model, not a curated record. Gene Ontology annotation, molecular function: 3-phosphoshikimate 1-carboxyvinyltransferase activity. The transcript is spliced from 8 exons.